This is a messenger RNA of Micropterus salmoides (largemouth bass), 1445 nucleotides long. Its product is annotated as vascular cell adhesion protein 1-like. The record is from RefSeq and is a predicted model, not a curated record. The transcript has 5 exons. Gene Ontology annotation, cellular component: membrane. NCBI's taxonomy places the organism in Eukaryota, Metazoa, Chordata, Actinopteri, Centrarchiformes, Centrarchidae. Gene Ontology annotation, biological process: cell-cell adhesion. Gene Ontology annotation, molecular function: integrin binding. Bases 161 to 1210 code for a protein of 349 amino acids.
UUUCAUUACCAACUGACUCACUUUGUGAGGUGUGAAAACAGGCUGCACAGCCAAAAUUGCUCUACGACAAUAGAAACGGAGUAAACUGUCCUUUUGACCAACUUUGGGUUUCAUGUUUAAAAUUUUUUAAAUAUUUCUUACCAAAAAACAACUGGGAAUAAUGUUUUUCCAUUUAAUUAUUUUGUUAGUAUCCUUGAUGAGUUUUCUGCGGGAUCUCAAUGUAUUCAGUUGUGAUAACAACUGUGAAGAAAAACCUGUGUUCACUCCAUCCAGACUGGUAGUGAAGUAUGACGACCCAACCUCUGCCAACUGCUCUGUAUGUCGGCAUACUUGCCUCAACAGCUUAUUUGGUUUGGAAAAAUCUGUGGGAGAGAUAACAACAAACGGAACCACGAUUUCAUGGACAGUUGACAGAAUGACUGAAUGGGACACAUCUCCCAUCUGCUAUUAUAAUUAUGAUGGGCACCAGUGUUGUAGCUUCCUGAAUGUAACUCUCUAUCAGCUUCCACAUAAUGUGUCCAUCAGCUUUGUUAAUCACUCUGGGCCGAUGUUGGAGGGUCAUCAGUACACUCUGCAGUGUACAGUACUGGAUGUUGCUCCUGUUAAAGACCUCACUGUGACCUUCUACAGAGGACACACAGCACUGGGUCAACGGCAGUCUAACAACAACAAAGAGAAGAAACCAGUGACCAAGAGCUUCACUUUUAACAUCACACCCAGUAUAGAAGAUGAUGGAGUCCAGUACUGGUGUGAAGCCAAGCUAGAACUGGGACCUGAAGGACCACGGCACCCUCCAGUGGUGAUGUCGCAAAACGUCACCGUCACUGUCUACUAUAAGCCUCAUCUAAAGGGGUCAUGGCAUCCAGAUCCAGUUAUUACCCUGGAAGGAAACCCUCUACAACUGAACUGCUCGGCUGUAGGAAACCCCAGCCCUUUAUACACUUGGACGUUUCCGUUAGCUAGCACUCCCGUUUCUGGCAGGACCCUUCUCACUAUCAACUCUGUAACUACUGCAGAUGAAGGGCAGUACACCUGUUCUGUCAGCAACGAUGUAGGAAGUCUUAAGGUGAAGUUUGAGGUGGUUGUCCAAGGUUUGGAGUAUGGAACAACCACAACCACAAAAACAACAACCACAUCGAACAGUAGUACCAGCAGCACUCUUCACAGGUUCAUUAUAUGUUUUAUGCUGUUAUUCUCUGCUCUGGUUUGAGUUAAUUCCCAGAGAAGGAAGAUGAGGUUGGUUUAUGGAAUAAUAACAUGUAAUAGCCUCCUUCUAAUAGCAUUAAGAAGCAAGCCUGUUGUCUGAUUACAAUGUACUACUGAUAUUUAUUUAUAUUCCGGUAAACAUGGCUUCAGUUCAGCUGUAUAUCCCCUUACCAGCUUAGCAACAUGGACUGGAGCAAGAGUUUCAGAGUGGUGAGUUAUUCAUUUGUAACAAAUGUAUU